CCCGGAAGUAGCCGGACCCCGAGCGCACAGACCUAGAGCGCGUCCGUCAGCCCGUCGGUCCGGCUGUCCGCCGCCCGGUGCCCGUCGCCCGCGCGUGCCUCCGUCCUUCCUCUUCCGUCCCGCCGUGUGUGUGUGUGUGUGUGUGUGGUGUGUGCGUGGUGGAGGGGGAAGCUCGAACGGCGGCCAAGAGGCGCUCAUCAUGGCGACGUUCAUCUCGGUACAGCUGAAAAAGACCUCGGAGGUGGACCUGGCCAAGCCGCUGGUCAAGUUCAUCCAGCAGACCUACCCGAGCGGCGGGGAGGAGCAGGCCCAGUACUGCCGCGCGGCCGAGGAGCUGAGCAAACUGCGGCGGGCAGCGCUCGGCCGUCCGCUGGACAAGCACGAGGGCGCGCUGGAGACGCUGCUGAGAUACUAUGAUCAGAUUUGUUCCAUUGAACCGAAAUUCCCAUUUUCUGAAAAUCAGAUUUGCUUGACAUUUACCUGGAAGGAUGCUUUUGAUAAAGGUUCACUUUUUGGAGGUUCUGUAAAAUUGGCUCUUGCAAGCUUAGGAUAUGAAAAGAGCUGCGUGUUGUUCAAUUGUGCGGCCUUAGCCAGCCAGAUUGCUGCAGAGCAGAACCUGGACAAUGACGAAGGACUGAAAAUCGCUGCUAAGCAUUAUCAGUUUGCUAGUGGUGCCUUUUUACAUAUUAAAGAGACGGUGUUAUCGGCCUUAAAUCGCGAGCCUACUGUGGACCUAUCACCAGAUACUGUUGGGACCCUCAGUGUCAUUAUGUUGGCACAGGCCCAAGAAGUAUUUUUUUUAAAAGCGACAAGAGAUAAGAUGAAAGAUGCCAUCAUAGCUAAGCUGGCCAACCAGGCUGCGGAUUAUUUUGGUGACGCCUUCAAGCAAUGUCAGUACAAGGACACUCUCCCCAAGGAGGUGUUCCCUGUCUUGGCUGCCAAGCACUGUAUCAUGCAAGCCAAUGCUGAGUACCACCAGUCCAUCCUGGCCAAACAGCAGAAGAAAUUUGGAGAAGAAAUUGCAAGGUUGCAGCAUGCAGCGGAACUGAUCAAGACAGUGGCAUCUCGCUAUGAUGAGUAUGUGAGUGUAAAGGAUUUUUCUGACAAAAUCAACCGUGCCCUGACUGCAGCGAAGAAGGAUAAUGACUUCAUCUAUCAUGACCGGGUGCCAGACCUUAAAGAUCUAGAUCCCAUCGGCAAAGCCACGCUUGUGAAGCCUACGCCCGUCAGUGUGCCUAUCAGCCAGAAAUUCACCGAUCUGUUUGAGAAGAUGGUUCCUGUUUCGGUGCAGCAGUCUCUGGCUGCCUACAACCAGAGGAAGGCUGAUUUGGUUAACAGAUCAAUUGCUCAAAUGAGAGAAGCCACAACUUUGGCAAAUGGUGUAUUGGCUUCACUGAAUCUUCCAGCAGCAAUUGAAGACGUGUCUGGAGACACUGUGCCUCAGUCUAUACUGACUAAGUCCACAUCUGUGAUUGAGCAGGGAGGCAUCCAGACCGUUGAUAAGCUGAUCAGAGAACUGCCUGAGCUACUGCAAAGAAAUAGAGAAAUCCUAGACGAGUCAUUAAGACUACUGGACGAAGAAGAGGCAACAGACAAGGAUUUGAGAGCCAAGUUCAAGGAGCGCUGGCAGAGGACACCGUCCAGUGAGCUCUAUAAGCCUUUGAGAGCGGAGGGAAACAACUUCCGAGCCGUGUUAGAUAAAGCUGUGCAAGCUGACGGACAGGUGAAAGAACGCUACCAGGCUCACCGCGACACCAUCGCACUCCUGUGUAAGCCGGAGCCCGAGCUGAACGCUGCCAUUCCUUCCGCCAACCCGGCAAAGACCAUGCAGGGCAGCGAGGUUGUGAAUGUCUUAAAAUCCUUACUGACAAAUCUUGAUGGAGUCAAGAAAGAACGAGAAGGACUUGAGAAUGACCUGAAGGCAGUGAAUUUUGAUAUGACAAGCAAGUUUUUAACAGCUCUGGCUCAAGACGGUGUGAUAAAUGAAGAAGCUCUUUCUGUUACUGAACUGGAUCGAGUCUACGGAGGUCUCACGUCGAAAGUGCAGGAGUCUCUGAAGAAGCAGGAGGGGCUUCUUAAAAGCAUUCAGGUCUCACACCAGGAAUUUUCAAAAAUGAAACAGUCUAACAACGAAGCUAACUUAAGAGAAGAAGUUCUGAAGAAUUUAGCUGCUGCAUAUGACAGCUUCGUUGAACUUGUAGCUAAUUUGAAUGAGGGCACCAAGUUUUACAAUGAGCUGACUGAAAUCCUGGUGAGGUUCCAGAACAAAUGCAGUGAUAUCGUGUUUGCACGGAAGACAGAAAGAGAUGAACUCUUAAAGGACUUGCAGCAGAGCAUUGCCCGAGAACCGAGUGCUCCCGCGAUCCCCACUCCUGCCUACCAGUCCUCCCCAGCAGGAGGCCACGCGCCAACUCCCCCCACCCCAGCACCAAGAACCCUGCCGGUGAGUGGGCAGAGCAUGCCUUCAAAGCCUCAGCCCCCAGCCCGGCCCCCGCCUCCUGUACUUCCGGCCAAUAGGACUCCUUCUGCCACUGCCCCGGCUCCUGGGGGUGCUGGUGUCCCGGCAGCCGCUCCUCCCCCAGCCCCCAGCUCAGCCCCUCCUCCGCAGGCCCAGGGGCCACCGUACCCCACCUACCCAGGGUAUCCCGGGUACUGUCAGAUGCCCAUGCCCAUGGGCUACAACCCGUAUGCCUACGGCCAGUACAACAUGCCCUACCCGCCGGUGUAUCACCAGAACCCCGGACAGGCUCCGUACCCAGGACCCCAGCAGCCAGCGUACCCCUUCCCUCAGCCCCCACAGCAGUCUUACUACCCGCAGCAGUAAGCUGUCUGCUCGGAAGCUCAGCUGGUGCCGCAGAGGGAAGGAAAUGGCAACCCUGCAAUAAGUGUACUAAACUCCAUGCUCCACUGUACUGAACGCGGUCUAGAAUUCUGUCUGUGGCUGAAAGCUUACAGCUGUGCCCCAGUUCCACAUUUGAUUGCACAUGUGAGAUUUGCUGCCGUUGCAGCAUAAACACUAAGUAUAAUAGGAUUUGAAAUAAAUUAAAGUUCCUACAAGGUUGAAAAUGAGAAAUUAAACCUGCAAGUGAAACAUUUGAAAUUACAAUUCUUUCUACAAAAGACGUGGUUGGACGUCAGAUACUUAUAAAGAUGGUUUAAGUACUGAUAUUCAAGAAAACUAAGUUUUCUUUCUCUUUUGGUUUAUUGAUUUAGUUUCAUUUUCAAUAUGCUAUUUUGAGUAAUCAAAGCAUUGUAAAUCUUAUAAUUUAAAAAAUAAAUUGCUUCAGAACAGUUGGCAUUGUUAUGUUUUGUCAUUGAUUCUCAUUAUUGUCUAAUUUCUCUCUGCUAUUAAUCUUUCAUUUUGUAUGUUUGUAAGUUAAACCAGAUACUCUGUUUAAGUGCAUAAAUAGUGCAAGUUGCUAGUAAGGUUCAAGGCUAUUUUGUGGAAAAACCCAAAGAACAGUGCCAUAAUACAUCUUUUCCUUUGCUGAUUAGUAAAUUGAUUUUGACAUUAUUUUUAAAACUUCAAAAUAUGGGAAGAAACACGAUUGCUACCAAAGAUGCUUCAAGUAAAUAAAAUAUAUAUUUACUGUUUUGUGGUUUGCCUCUCCAGGAAAUUGAUGCAGAUUCUGUUAACUCUCUCUUUUUCCGUAACCCGCUUACAAUAAGCACGUGUCAUUGACAGUGCUGUCUAAUGAAUGGAAUUUUUUGGAGAGAUUCACCCCAACCUUGUACUCAUUUCUUCUACCCUACUGUCUUAACUUAGUACCAUUCAACGCACAAUGUGUGUGAGUAGAUCUGAAAGCCCUUUUUGACUUAUUUCUAUUUUUUAUUUUGCUCCUAAAAGAUUGAACAAUUGUUUCUUUUAGGGAGCACAGAAAAGCAGUUGCUAGGAACCUAAGUCAGUGUGUUGAACAUUGGCCUCUGUUGUUGGUGUACUCCGUCACCGUGUAAACCUCAGACCGAGUGCUGACACACAUCCUGUAGUGGGCAGGUGUCGAAGGCCUGAGCUGGCCGGCCUCGCCGUGGGAUGCGCUGUGAGAACGUAUGAGGGUUGGGAGAAGAUUUCCAAGAGUCUUUGUUUCUUAAUGCUGAUAGUGUUCUUAGCAUUCUUGUUUGAUUUCAAUGAUACUGUCACUUGGCCCACUGUUAUUUUCGUUGACAGUUUGGUUUUAUAUUUGAACUGUUAGACUGAAAGUAUGAUUGUAAAAGGCAGCAGAUUGCUUGAAAAACAUGUAUGUUCUUUUAAAAAAAAUUCUUGUUGUAUGUAGCCAACGUGAAGACAUGUUAAUUCAAUAGAGACAAUCUUGGAUUACAUAGCAUUUUGAAGUUGAUUUAUAGUCCAGUAGUUGGCAAGAAUAGUUUUCUUAUAUAUCAUUGCUAAGUUUUAAUACUUUGGAUUCAUCAAAGUGUAAGAUGGGUUUGCUUGACUCCUGUGUAAAUGGCGAUUAAACAUGGCAUUCUUGUUACUCAAGGUAUCUUCUAUAAAACACCCAGUGAACGUUAGGAAUAUUUCAAAUUGUUAGUUUAUAAUUCUUACUAAAGCAGAAAAUAAGAAAAAAAAAUUGGCCUGAAUAUUCUCUUGGGGAACAAGAGGGCGCUAAGGGGAAGGGCAAGUGCGUUAGGGGGCUGGAAGAGCAGGACGCUGGGCUGGAGCUCUCACAGGACGCUGCGUGGCUGUGCGUGGGGAGGGCUGCGCAGCCCCUGGAGGCAGCUUCCCUGAGAGCAAGGCUUUUUCGAAAGGAGCAGCUUAGGCCCACUCUCUCCUGCUGUUAAGUAGUUGCUUGCUUGGUCACCUGCGUGGAGGCACAAAAGAACAGGUUCUGGCUGGGUGCACCUUUAUAGACCUGGGUUGUUUUAUUCAAGUGACCCAAGUGUGUGGACAGGAAAGCUCUCUAGAGAUUGUUCCUGUUAUUACUAAACUUUGUAAUGCGAGUCUUAGCUUCUCGUGGGCCGCAGAAUAUCCCAAGUUUAGUUAGUGGAUAGUGCUAUUCAUUUGUAAGUAGGAGGGUUCCAUUGUGUGGUUCUCUGUUGUACCCGUGUUAAUUUAGAUUUUUUAAAAUGAUCUUUUAUUUGAUGUUGGGCUGUGGAAUAUUGUUUAAAAAUGGAUUAUUUUUUCAAAGAAUGAAGUGUGUUAGAUACUGGUCAGCUGGUUCCCGGUAGGAAGCUGGGUCUGCCUUGGCAGCAGGCUGGAGCAGAGCCGGUGCACAGGGAGCUAAACUUGGGCCUCAGUCUUCAUUCUCAGAAGAGCAGGUGUACGGCUCGGCAGGUCGGUCUGCCUGACGGUCCCUGGGCCUGUACCACAGUUUCCUCAUCUCACCCUCUGCCCCUUCAUCCAAGGAGUGACAGAGGCACAUGGUGGGUCCCAGAGCCUUGUGUCUCACACGUUCUAGUCAAAGCAGAUUGAAAAAUAUGGUUUCUACGAGAGCUUUACAGUUUGCAAAAGUGCUGUGUGUUCAUUUUCUAAUUUCAUAAGCUGGACACGAUCUUUGUUAAGUAAGUUUUAGUUCUAAUGCUUUUUUUGUUUGUUUGUGUUUUGGUUUGGUUUUAUCUUUUUGGAUUGCGUUAUCUUGAAUCUUGCUAGAACCAAGUGACAUCUUUUAAAAAAAAAAAAGACUUGCAAUUAUUAGUUGAUUCACAUUGAACAGGAUAGAAAACAGGAAAAAAAAAAAAACCCUGGUAUAGUGCUGUGAUUACUUGUUUAAAAAUAGACUUUAGAAAUAAAUGGUUGAUUGUAAUAUUUACAUGGAAGAGCAAAGAAGGAGAAAUUAUAUUUUUAAAGAAAGAGAAUAUUCAGGCUUUAUUUCUGGUAUGAAGUUUAUAUUUUUUAAAGAAGUCCUAUAUUACCACACCAGAGAUUUUAGAUUCUUUUCUGGUUACAAACAUUGCUGGCAGUUGGAUUAUAUUUUUAUUGUAUUAAUUUCUGUUAGGGGGAACAUUGUAAAGAAAUAAAAAGGUUCCAGAUGAAUGUAUCCUAGAAAUAAAAGUUGAAAGAUUCUUACA
Molecule: messenger RNA, 6003 nt
Organism: Ochotona curzoniae (black-lipped pika)
Lineage: Eukaryota; Metazoa; Chordata; Mammalia; Lagomorpha; Ochotonidae
Gene: PDCD6IP
Product: programmed cell death 6 interacting protein
Exons: 18
Coding region: 200-2824 (874 amino acids)
Biological process (GO): mitotic cytokinesis
Cellular component (GO): endosome
Molecular function (GO): protein binding
Source: RefSeq, a predicted model, not a curated record